CAUCCCAUGGCUUCCCCUCCCCUUCUUCCGCCUCUCGCAAACCUGACAAGGAGCUUCCACUUUCGUCCAAUCCCAUUUCUGGUUUCCGUCUGCAUGCUUCCCUCUCUCUCGUCGCUCGCUUCACUGCUGCUGCUGCUUCCGUUCUCCCCGCCCCGCAUGUCCGCUGUUGCAUCACGCACACCAUUAAUUCGCUCGUCCUUUCCAACCCCAGUAGACCGAGACCCAGGUAUGCCAAAGUUAGAGACGUCGCGCGGAGCAGGAGAGCAGCUGCACGCUCGUAGCGGGGUAUCUGGCGAUCCUUUGGGCGAGCCCCUGGCUAUGGCACGAAUACUGCCGAGCGGCAGUGUCCUAUUCUCGGUGGUGGGUCGCACGCAGUACGCCUUCGAUGUCUACUCCGCCGCUCUGCCGCCCCUCUUCUUCCGCCAGUCGCUGCCCGCGUCCCCAGCUCUGCCCGCUGACACUCGCGCUCCUGCCUCCGGUGCAGACACCGCAGGCAAGGCAGCACGCGGUGCGGGCAACGGCAUGCGCGUAGAGUGCCCCGCAAGGGGAAGAGGCAAUUCUGGCAGUAAGGGGCAGCAGGGGCUGUGGGAGGGAAGACAAGAAGCGGAGGCGGGAUGCGGGAGUGGCGCAGGAAGGAACGGCGGGCCUGUGACGGUAAGCGAGUGGCGGCACACAGCGGCGAGGGGCAGCGCCAGCCACAGCGCACAGUUCACAGCGGGCGUGCGGGCCAAGAGAGAUGGCACGGGGGUAGAGGGAGGACAACAAGGGCGGCGUGCUGCGAGCAUGUCAGGGCAAGCACAGCGAGCAGAGACAGGGCGGAGAGGGAGUGCAGGGAAGUGGGCAUGGCGGUGGGCGUGCAGCCAUACAGCUGACCCACGGCGUGGCGUGGCAUGACAGGCCUGCCAUCGCUGCUGCUGGCCCCUACCUUGUCUUCGCUCGCACGCAGCCCAAUCACAGUGCACAGGGGGGGGUGGGAGGCGGAUGUGCGGGAGGGCAAGGGAGGGGAGGAGUGGCGGGGGAGGGCCAUGCAGCGUGGUUGAGUUGGAGUGCGGUGCACGUGCAGCACAUGGCGGGCAAUGACACCACCACAGCUAAGCUUCGCACUCGCCUUCUCCCCCUUGCCCUGUGCAUUCGUCGCCAGAGUCUGCUGUUUUAGUCGUGGUACGUCAGUUUGGUUGCUUCAGUGGUCACUCCCACUGCUCCAUUGCUGCUCUCUAAACCCACCCCUUUCGAGUUCCCCCCUCUUGUUUUCAACUUUUGCACAACCCCCUCUCCGCCCCCCGCUCUCCCCCUCCCCUUGUCGUCGCCCAGCACUGUGUGACACCCGCUCAUCUCUCUGACUUCUCUCCCAGUGUCUCCCCCUCGGGUCGCUGGCUUGCUGUCGCCUCUGCGCCUGCUCGCUACCGCCCGGACACAGGUGUGGGCAUGCAGCAGAGGGACCUGCUGGCGCUGCCCACCGCCAUCCAUGUGAUGCGCCUGCCGGACGGCAAGCACCGGCAGCAGGUGGUGGCGCAGGGCGGGUGGCCGGCAUGGGGGGAGGACGACUCCACGCUCCUCUUCCACCGCCUCGUGCGCGGGGGAGAGGAGGGGGGGCAUGGGGCUGGGGAAGGGGCGCAGCAGGGGGGCGCGGAGGGGUGGUUCAGUGUGCUCCAGGUGCGGCUGGACGUGCCUGGAGAUGAGGGGCAGGGGGGGCAGGGGGGUGGCAAACACGUAGAUGGCUGGAGUGGCGCAACAUCCAAAGCAGAAACCAGUGCAGGGGACGGAGAGGCAAGCAUCGGGGUGGGCAAGGAAGAGCGGCUCACCCCUUCCGGGCUGCACGCCCUCACGCCCUCCUCCGCUGCCCCAUCCCCCUGCGGCCCCUUCAUCGCCCUCACCACCCGCCGCCCCCCCUCGCCCUUCCGCCACGUGGAGCUGCUUCACCUGCCGUCCCGCCAGCUGUACAUGCUGACUCAGCACAUCAACCCGUCCGCCAAUCACUACUCACCAUCUGUGGCGCCCGACGGGUCCCGUGUGGCGUACCACCGCUGCCGGUGUGCGGCAGCGCGAGAUGCACUGGGCAAUGAGGGAGUGGGCAGCAGUGAGGGGGAGGCGGCUGAGUUGCGCAGGCAAGAGCCGCAGGCUGCUGUGUUAGAAGCACGCCCGCUCACACUCCAGCCCACAUGCAGGGACUGCGAGGGGUACUAUGUUGAGUCCAUGGCCACUCCCCUGCCGCCCUCCGCGCCCCUCUCCCUCAUCCGCGUGGCGGGCCUCUUCCCCGCGCUCUCCCCAGACGGCCGUCUGCUGGCCUUCAUCCUUGCUCUCAGCGGCGCCCAAGCCGGCGUCUAUGUGGUGCCGGCGGAUGGCAGUGCGGUGCAGAGGUGCGUGUUCAAGGGCCCGGCGUUUGGGCUGGCAUGGAGCCCCGCGGUGCCCGGGGUGCUGUACACCAGUGCGGGGCAGGGCUUUGCACCUGAGGCAGCGGAGGUACAUGUGGUGGAAGUGUCAGGGGUGGGCGCAUGGCUGUUUGGGGAUGGGCAGAAGGGCGAGGGGAAGGCACAGGCACAGGCAGAGGGAGGGGCUGGGGGGCCGGGGAAAGAGGAGGGCAGUGGUGACAGCAGCACGGGUUGUGGCGGUGCGGGUGGUGUGGCAUGGCGCUACCUCACUCUCCCCGGCAUGCGCAACAACGCCUUCCCUGCGCCGUCACCGUGUGGGCGGUGGCUUGUGUUCCGGUCGGCGCGCACGGGCCACAAGAACCUGUUCCUCAUGGGGGCGCAGCAGGGGGAGCGCGGUGGCGUGUGGCAGGUGAGCGAGGGGGCGUGGACCGACACCAUGGCGGCAUGGGACCCGUGGGGCAGGUGGAUUGUGUUCAGCUCCGAUCGGGAUAAAAGCAAGGGCUUUGCUCUCUAUGCCAUGCCAGUCGUGCUGCCUCCCCACUCCGCUGCCUCUCCUGCUGCUGCUGCUGCUGUUGCUGCUGGUGUCGGUGGUGCUGUAAGCAAGUUUGAGACUGGUGCAACGGGUGUUGGUGAUGGCGCAUCAAAUGGGCAGGAGGAGAAACGGCAGGGGACAGCAGGUCAGCAGCAGCAGGGGGUGGUGUGUCUGUGGCACAACGGGCCAUGGGGGCGGGUCAACCAUGCAGCUUUCAGUCCCGAUGGCCGCUUCCUCGUUGUCACUGCUGACGUGGCAGGCAUGUCAGCGGACCCCACAGCGUACCCCCAGCAGUUCCAGCCGUACGGAGAGAUAUUCCUGCUCGAGUUGAACCGGACCGACCAUCCGCCGCAGCCUGCAGCUGCUGCAGCUGCUGCUGCUGCUGCUGCUGUCAGCAGCAACAGCAGCGACAGUGACAACGACAGUGUCAGGAACAGCAGCAGUGACCAUGGCAGCGAGGUUGGGAAGGAUGGGAGUGCGGGGCAGUUGAGUGUGCGGCGGUGGGAGCGGCUGACGUUCAACCCGUACGAGGAUGGCACACCGUCAUGGAGCCACCACAUGGUGCACCCGGCGCCGCUGCACACGCAGAGGCACCGGGUGACAUGCGACUUCGAUGAUGUGGGAGCACUGGGAGGGGGCGUGGGCGUGUGAGUGGAGUGUUGGAAGUGUGGGCCGUCGUGUGGGUGCAGGCCGUGUGUACAUAGUCUCAUCUGCAACCAGAGGCCAUCAGGAGGGGUGUUAGUUAGGGUGACUGUUGGUGGCGUACGCUGGGACUCCGAUCCGAGUGCUUCCCUGCAUGGGAUUGUGAAUAUAUG
Messenger RNA from Closterium sp. NIES-67, 3716 nucleotides. The record is from the annotation of a GenBank genome assembly. NCBI's taxonomy places the organism in Eukaryota, Viridiplantae, Streptophyta, Zygnematophyceae, Desmidiales, Closteriaceae.